CGCUCCGCUUCGUUCUCUUCGCCCCGGUUGAGUAGGCCGAGGAGAGCGAGACCCAUGCCCGACACCGCCACGCCCCGCAGUUCCCGACCCAGCCUCCGCCGCUCCUCGCCGCCGGUGGCCGCCGCCGGACAAGCUCCCGGCCCCGAUCUCCUCCUCUCGAGGCAGCGCCCGUCGGGGCCGCGCCGGUCGCGCCCCGGCUUCCUCCUCCCCCUCCCCCCGGAGAUCCAUUCGGAAGGAGCACACAAAAGCUGCACACAGAUUAGAGAGCCAAAGCCAUCAGCGGUGAUAUUAUCCAAAAACACAGGCUGACGCAGUAUUUAACGCCCACCAAUACGCCCGUGCCCGCUCCCCCCUUCUUUCUCUUCAACCUGGUUGAGGAUGGCCGAGAGGAAGAGCGAGAUCCAUGCCCGACACAACGGCACCUCGCAGAUCUACAUUGUUUGGCCUCGAUCUCCUGCUGAGCUAGCCACGGUCGGGGGCGCGCUGGUCGCGCCCCGGCUUCCUCCUCCCCCUGCCAGAUCCAUUCGGGAUUUGAUAAUAAUGGGGGAGAGCAAAUGGAUGGGAAAAAGAUGGGAGGAGAUGGAUACUGAUGUUCUCGUGAAGAUAUUUAAGGAGCUAAACUUGGUUGAGCUAUCACCAGUAUCUCAAGUUUGCCGCUUAUGGCGUUUGGCCUGUUCAGAUCCACUUAUAUGGGGCACUCUUGACUUUGGGCUUCUAAAAUCCAACUUCAUUCAAACAAGAGCAUCUCCAUAUAUUUGGGUUGAUGACAGGUCUGACAAGAGGCUUGCAAAAAUACUACGGGUGGCAAUGGCAAUUAGCCGUGGAAAUGUUAAUUGUAUGAUAUUCCAUUACAAUCUGUACAUGAAAGAUGAACACCUGCAUUACAUCUCACAAAGAUCUCCUCAUCUAAAACGAUUGGUUAUGCCAGCAUGGAACCGCAUCUCAAGGGCGGGAAUAUGCCAAGCUAUUGAAAGGUGGGAAGAGCUGGAGUCCUUGACUAUGCCUACCAUUGGUCAUCCUCCAUAUAUCAUGGAGGGGUUAGCCAAUAACUGCAAGAACUUUAAAGAGCUCAAGAUCAUGGGUUCAUUUGAUCUCCUAUUUGCUUCAGCAGUUACCACAUACCUUCCAAAGCUGAAAGUCUUGAGCCUUCGUUGCUCAAAGGUGACAAUGGGUGCCUUGCAAUGUGUUCUGAACUCGCUGGAGCAUCUUGAGGUUCUGAAUAUUUCCCACUGCCUGCUGUUUGAGAUGGCGACGAAUGGGCGUAGGCAAGUGAUUCAUGAGCUAGAUAACAAAGCUCUCGAGAGAGCUUCCCGGCUGCGGGAGUUCCACCACUGCCAAAGCAGACAAUGCGUUGCAUGCCAGCGAAUGAUGCUGGAUGAAGGUAUCUUGCGGUGGUAUAGGUAUGAGGACUGGUUUUGGCGACGGGAUGAGGUGAGAUCGCUUGAUCUGAAAGAUUAUGGGAGGCUGUUUGGUGCACAGUGUGAGAUGCUGACAUCGGUGGAUUAGAUGCUAAUCGGGAAAUAAACCUGCCUCCUCAUUUUAGAAGCUUGCUGAUGACGAGCCAGUCAUUCGUAAAUCAUAGCAAAGCAUCGGUAAGCUGUAACCCUAGAGAAAUAAUGGCAAUAAUAAUGUGCAUGCAUGGUGGUGUGGAUAGCUUAUGUUGUAAAUGGAUGAAUAGUCUGUCUUGUUUGAAGGUGUUGUUGCAUAUCUGUGGUGUUCAGAAUGUAAAACUCAGAAACAUAUGCUUUGAAGUGAUGUUUGCAUUGGACUUGGAUUCA
Molecule: messenger RNA, 1778 nt
Organism: Triticum dicoccoides
Lineage: Eukaryota; Viridiplantae; Streptophyta; Magnoliopsida; Poales; Poaceae
Product: F-box/LRR-repeat protein At3g48880-like
Exons: 4
Coding region: 379-1506 (375 amino acids)
Molecular function (GO): protein binding
Source: RefSeq, a predicted model, not a curated record